Messenger RNA from Paralichthys olivaceus (Japanese flounder), 4635 nucleotides. It is a transcript of the gene arhgap22b, whose product is annotated as Rho GTPase activating protein 22b. Gene Ontology annotation, biological process: activation of GTPase activity; signal transduction. Gene Ontology annotation, molecular function: GTPase activator activity. The record is from RefSeq and is a predicted model, not a curated record. NCBI's taxonomy places the organism in Eukaryota, Metazoa, Chordata, Actinopteri, Pleuronectiformes, Paralichthyidae. Gene Ontology annotation, cellular component: focal adhesion.
AGGAGACACGCCAGAUGAAUACCCCCUCCUCUUCUCUUUCUCUCCCCAUCACUCAUGCAAAUCUUUACAGUUAAAAAAAAAAGCAGCUGUUGCAAAAAGGUAAGACCACUUCAAAUCAAGCAUCUGUUCCCUGGUCAGACCUGCACUCUGCUGGUGGGAGACCUUCCCCCAGAAACCUCUUGCUCCAUCAACCCCAGGCGGAUGUACCACUAUGAAUAAUGUAACAGGGAGGGGUGGAGGCCACUGGGCGUGUGUGCAUACAGGGAAAAAGGUGGGGGUAGUUCCUCCUCCUGCUUCUCCUUCACCACCCCCCUUCUCUUUCCAUUCUCCUCCCCUACUCACCCAACCCCCGAGCUGCUGGCUGCACUGCAGAAGGUCAGAGAGAGAGAGAGGAGGAAGAGGAGAGAGGCACAGACAGCAGAGAGGCAGAGAGAGGGGUGGGGUGCGUGGAUGUACAUGAACAUGCCGACAGGAGAGUGUGCGGACGAGCGAUGACAGCAAUGCUGAGCCCAAAGAUCAGACAGACCAGGAGAGCCAGGUCCAAGAGCAUGGUGAUGGGCGAGGUGUCCCGGGGCUCAUGCCGGCCGGCCUCACCCAGCCUCCAGGAGGGGGCCCUGAAGGCUGGCUGGCUGAAGAAACAGCGCAGCAUCAUGAAGAACUGGCAGCUGCGAUGGUUUGUGCUGCGCUCGGAUCAGCUGUACUUCUACAAAGAUGAGGAAGAAACCAAACCACAGGGCUGUAUUCCUCUUCAGGGCUGCCAGGUGAAUGAACUCACAGCGAACCCGGACGAACCAGGAAGACACCUCUUUGAGAUUGUACCAGGUGGAAUAGGAGAGAAGGACCGGGCACCAAUCAGUCAUGAAUCCUUCUUGCUCAUGGCAAACUCCCAGACAGACAUGGAUGACUGGGUCAAGGCCAUACGACGAGUCAUCUGGGCGCCGUUUGGAGGAGGGAUAUUUGGCCAGCGUCUAGAGGACACGGUGCAGUAUGAGAAGAAGUUUGGCCCCCGACUGGCCCCUCUGCUGGUGGAGCAGUGUGUGGACUUCAUCAGGGAGCGGGGUCUAGAUGAGGAGGGUCUCUUCAGGAUGCCAGGUCAGGCCAACCUGGUCAAAGAUCUGCAAGAGGCCUUUGACUGCGGUGACAAGCCUCUGUUCGACAGUAACACAGACAUCCACACGGUGGCAUCCUUGCUGAAGCUGUACCUGCGGGAGCUGCCUGAACCAGUCAUUCCCUUCUCCAAAUAUGAAGACUUUCUAACCUGUGCACAGCUUUUGGCCAAAGAUGAGGAGGAGGGGGUCCAGGAGCUUGGAAAUCAAGUUAGCACUCUACCUCUACCUAACUUCAAUCUCCUCAAGUACAUAUGCAAAUUCCUUGAUGAGGUCCAGUCCCACUGUACUGAGAACAAGAUGAGUGUCCAAAACCUCGCCACAGUAUUUGGACCAAAUAUCCUUCGACCCAAGAUGGAGGACCCAGUCACCAUCAUGGAAGGCACCUCUCUGGUCCAGCACCUGAUGACAAUCCUCAUUAGGGAACACAACCGUUUGUACUCAGGGAGGGACCAGGAGGGACUCACCAUACCUCAAAUAGAACUCCCCAUCCAGGGGCAUCAGCUGCAACAUCGUAGCCUGGGAGCCUGGAUCUCUGAGGAGGACCUUCAGAGUUGCCCAGUCUCCAACCCCGACCAAGAGCUACACAGCAGUGCCUCGUCCCUGGACGCCAAACUGUGUGCGGCAGUCACACCCACCCAAAGCCCGAACCCAAACCCUGGACCAAAACUGGGGUCUUCGUCAGGGAAGGGCGAGACGGUGGUCAGCCCGAGCAAACAAGCCAAGACCAUUCCUUCCUGGAAGUACUCAUUCAAAAGCUCCUCAGCGCCGCGUUCUCAGCCACAAGCCAAGCAAAGCAGCGGCUCCGUGGCAGAUACAACUAGUGUAUCUUCUGGUGGGGGAGGAGGUGGUGGUGGUGGUGGUGGUGGUAACUGGCUCAUGAAUGGUUUGUCAUCCUUGAGGGGACACCGGCGCACAUCCUCAGGCGAGCGGUCCGCCCGUGACCGCGACUCCACUGGCUCUUCGCAAAGAUUGUCCACCUACGACAAUGUCACCUCCUCCUCCAGCAUGGGGAGCGUACCGAGCGUAUCCAGCGCCCCAUGGUCCACCUCCUCCUGCGAAAUCUCUGUUCCAGACUCGGCGAGCGAGCCUUCAGCGAACCAAAACUGUGGAGAGAGUGAGGAUAAGGGGGAUUGGAUGGAGAGCCAGCGGGAGAUCGACAGAGGGAGGGAUGGAGGGAUGAUAACGGACCCGAGCUCUGAGCAGGACAGUUGCGAGGCCAUGGAGCUGUGCAGCAGCAGUGCGGCCUGCAGCGAGAAUGGAAACACGGUUGCGGCAACUGGCGUGCCCUCCAUUAUCAUGUCUGAGGAUGGGGACGAGGUAAAUUUAACCCUGAGCAGUCUGGUGGAAGGACUGAAGGACGAGCUGAGGAAACAGAAGACUUCCUACGAGGCAAGGAUACAAAAGCUAGAAGAGUCCAGCGCUGCUCUGUGUGCACAGAUGGAGCGUUUGGAACAAGAGAUGGAGCAGGAAAGGAAGAAGCAACGCAUGCUGGAGAUCAAACUGCGAAACUCAGAACGGGCAAGAGAGGAUGCGGAGAACCGCAACCGGCUCCUGGAGAAGGAGAUGGAGGAUUUCUUUUCCACGCUGGGAGAUCUGGCCCUGGGUGCGAGGACUAGCGACAUUUGAUACGUCAGGGCCACUCAUCGGUCUCUCGGCCAAAACUGUGGCCGUCAUCAGGGUUUAUAUUUUGGACGCUGAGUGUUUUUUUUUUUAACGCCUUCCUCAGAGCAUCAGGGCGUUCCUUUAAAAGAAGAACACAGCAAGAGAAUAAUGGAACUGGCCAUAUUUGAUUACAAACUCAGAUGGAAGAGGACAUUCUGAAGGAAGUAAUAUCAAACUGGGACUGACUGUGCAGUCCUUGUCAGCUGGUGCUCCUGUGAUCACACUCCAGGGUAAUGUAUGUAAAGGUAAAGGCAGUAUUUUAACAGCUUGGAAUCAUAUGUGACUGGUGGAACUUCAUGACAUUCUCUGACCUGGAGAGCACUGACCUCUGAAACCACAACAUGAAAAACCACUACAAGGCAACACUUCAAGCCGAAACUUUAAGAUUGAUUAAAAUGCGUCUUAAUCUGAUACUUAUCUUGAAAUUAGAUGUUUUUUAUUUGGGCCAUACUGAAGAAAAAAAAUGAUAUUUUGAGGAUUAAGAAUGAAUUAGUAAUUUAGAGGCCUUUUUUCUAAAUAAGUCACAACUUAUUUAGAAAAAAGGCCUAAUAUUAUGAGAAUAAUUUAUUGAGGAAAUAAGCAUCAGGUUUAAUUCAUGAGCGCUACAACUUAAUUCUUUAAUUAGUGCAACCUUUUUCAUGUAAAAUUGCAAUUUUGUUCUCGUAAAAUGUCCUCCUUAUUUACAACUUUAUUCUUCUAAUAUAAUGCCUUCAUUCUAAAGAUCUCAAGAUGUUUAAUUUCCCUUUAAGUGGCCCAAAUACUCCAUCACAGUUUUGGGAUAUGGUUUUAUUCACAUGUUCAUUACCCUGAAGUGGUAGCUAACCACUGGCUGGGUUUGAAGAUACAGAAGUAGGUUUAUUUUAAAAGGUGCUGUGCGUUAUACAGAGUAACAAACGGUUAACUGUUUCUGGACUUAUAAUUGGAAUAAGCACCAGAAAUGAAAGUUGAAAGGUUUACAUUUAUUGGGCUGAUAUCUCUAAAGCUAUUAGCAUGGCUAGAGGGUUUGUGUGAUUUGAGUGAACUUUAAUAACAGCUUUAGCAGAGGUUGUUUAUCCUGCUGUCCUGUAUUUGUGCUGCAAACACAUGAGGCUGUUUUACUGUGGAGCAGGUUCAGAAAUCCAGGUUUUCUAGGUUAUUCUGUUUGGUCACUCAACCAAUCUGAAGCAGUAGUAGGUGGAACCUCUAAAGUUGCCUCUUCAGUGCCUCUCGUCACCAUCUACAUGGUUUCCAUGUCCCUUUGAUGGCAAAGCCUCAGUCUUCGGUUGACUCCGAACCUCACAGAUGUCAAUAUACCUUUAAUGUGCAGAAAAACACAACAGGGAUGAUGAACACAUUUUCCUUAAGAAUGUUCAACUUAGCGCAUGCUGCCUCAGUGUGGCCCAGUUGGUGAAGACCAUUAACGGUGCACAGUCAAUACCAAAGCUGGACCGCCUCAGCUGUUCGCUCACUAAAGAUCAGAAUGGCCUGCCUGGAAGACAUGUUGAUUUUGGCACAUGAAGCUGAACACUGCCCUCAAAAAAACAAUGGAAUUUCCUGGUUGUGCCUUCAGGAAAGUGUUUUGAAAUAGGAAAACGGUAGUGUUGCUUGCUUGUCCAGAGAUGUAGUGCAUAUAUUGGCCCAUAGUACACACAGUGGCGGCAUUGUUGUUUCUUUUUAUAUAUAUAUAUAUGGCGACAAACUGCUGAAGAUGAAUACCUUGAUCUCCCCAGAAGGUGCCAAUUCUUGUGGAAGUGAAUUGUGAAUUGAAUGGAAGUUUUGAAUCGAGAAUGUAUACUUGUAGUGAAUGUAACGUGUUGUCGAUGAAACCAGCCCAAUGAAAAAAGAAAAAGGAAACGAUGGGGCAAACGGGGGGGGGGGGGGUGCA